Messenger RNA from Syngnathoides biaculeatus (alligator pipefish), 1042 nucleotides. NCBI's taxonomy places the organism in Eukaryota, Metazoa, Chordata, Actinopteri, Syngnathiformes, Syngnathidae. The record is from the annotation of a RefSeq genome assembly.
AUGAACCCAUAUAUCCUUUUUAUUCUAAUCUCCAGUUUAGGAUUAGGAACAACAAUUACAUUCAUAAGCUCACACUGGCUCCUAGCAUGAAUAGGUUUAGAAAUUAAUACACUAGCCAUUAUUCCACUUAUAGCCCAACACCAUCACCCUCGUUCUGUAGAAGCAUCCACAAAAUAUUUCCUUACCCAAGCUACAGCAGCGGCUAUAAUCCUAUUUGCCAGCUCAACAAACGCUUGACUUACUGGUCAAUGAGCAAUUAACCAACUAUCCCACCCCCUCCCUAUUAUACUAAUUACAAUAGCACUAGCACUAAAAAUUGGACUCGCUCCUUUACACACCUGACUUCCCGAGGUACUCCAGGGCCUGGAUUUAAAUACAGGACUAAUCCUCUCGACUUGACAAAAACUAGCCCCAUUCGCCCUAUUCACCCAGAUUCCUCAAUUUAACCCAACUAUCGUAUGCACAAUAGCUAUCCUUUCAACACUUGUUGGGGGUUGAGGUGGGUUAAACCAAACACAACUACGCAAAAUCCUGGCUUAUUCAUCAAUUGCUCAUCUCGGCUGAAUAGUAAUUAUCAUACAAUACUCACCAUCCCUUACACUCCUAACACUACUUAUCUAUAUCCUAAUAACAUUCUCAGCUUUCAACUUAUUUAAAAUAAACAAAUCAACAUCCCUUAACAUAUUAGCAAUCUCCUCAUAUAAAUCCCCUAUACUUACUGCAUUAACCCCCCUUAUUAUAUUAUCCCUAGCAGGGCUUCCCCCCCUCACAGGUUUUGGACCAAAAUGAUUAAUUCUUCAAGAACUGACAAAGCAAGACCUCACUUUUAUAGCAACCGUAACUGCCUUAUCAGCCCUUUUAAGCCUUUACUUCUACUUACGUCUAUCUUAUACCAUAACCCUACUAAUAUCUCCUAACAACACUCCCGGCACAGCCCCGUGGCGAUUAAACACAUCUUGUAUAACAUUCCCCCUCAGCGCCUCCUUAAGCACCUCUAUUUUACUCCUACCUAUUCUCCCUGCUCUUAUAGUAAUAGUAAAAU